GAAGACGUUUUAUCCCUACAAAAUUCUAUCUUUAUAGUUUUAUAAUUAAAAAAAAAAAGCUUAGAUUGAGGUAAAAAUACUAGCCAUAGUUCCUGACAAGGGAAGAGGAGUAUCCUUCUCCUGUCCGCUCAUCCUGAAUUCCCGUUUGAUUUGUCAGGGGCCUCUUCACAAAAAUCUGUUUUUAAAAACUUGGAUGAAAAUACUUCAAAUGGCAUCCUUGGGAUUCUUUCCUGCUACAGAGCAACUCCCUUGGUACAACCAAAAAGACCAGUGUUUACUUUUCAUUGAAAGUGAAAGAACCUAAAAAGGAGACUGGAACAACGCAGUUGGGAAAGUGAGAGAAAAACCAAGAGUGUGUGUAAUCCUGGAAGCCAUUUGAGAAUGGCACCCACUUGGCGUACCAGCAGUUGAAGAACUUAAGGAGAGCAUCUAACCUUAAUCUCCUCAGCCACUGAGAGUCUGCUCUGGGAACCAUUAGGCACCAUGGGAAAGCGGGAUAAUCGGGUAGCCUACAUGAAUCCUAUAGCCAUGGCCAGGUGGAGGGGCCCAGCUCAGUCUGCAGGCCCGACAAUACAAGAUUAUCUCAAUCGCCCAAGGCCCACGUGGGAAGAAGUGAAGAAACAAUUAGAAAAUAAAAAGAAAGGCUCCAAGGCAUUAGCUGAAUUUGAAGAGAAAAUGAAUGAGAAUUGGAAGAAGGAACUAGAAAAAAGCAGAGAAAAAGUAUUAAGUGGAAAUGAGAGUUCAUCCAAAAAAAGAGAACGAAAGAAAAAGAAAAAGAAGAAAUCUUGUCGGUCUUCAUCUUCUUCAUCAAGCUCUGAUUCUUCAAGCAGUUCUUCAGAUUCUGAGGAUGAAGAAAAGAAACAAGGAAAAAAGAGGAAGAAAAAGAAGAAUCGUUCACACAAAUCAUCAGAAAGCUGUACAUGUGAAUCUGAAUCAGAGAGCAAAGAAUCUGGAAAAAAGAAAAAGAAGUCAAAGGAUGAAACAGAGAAAGAAAAGUAUAUAAAUGUCAGCAGAAAAAGAAAGAAGACUUACCCUGAGGAUAAGCCUUUAUCAUCAGAGUCCUCAUCAGAAUCAGAUUAUGAAGAGGAGGUACAAGCGAAAAAGAAGAGAAGAUAUGAAGACAGAGAAAAACCAGCAGAAAAAGCGAAGAAGAAGAAGAAGAAGAAGCACAAGAAACAUGGUAAAAAGAAGAAAAAGAAGUCGAAUUAAGUCACGAGUCAGGAUGACAUCAAGAAGAAAAAUCAAGAUUUCCUUAUUUUAAAAAAGCAAGGUCUAAAGGAAAUUUCAACUGUGAAUGUUAGGGCACAUUUACCAAAAUGCAUGUCUCCCUGUGUUAAUAGAAUUAUUAUUGGACUUUGAGUUGCCAGUCAAAUGCCAUUGUGCCAGAAAGGGCCAUAAUUGUUGUCUGCAGCUUAAAUAUUGGAUUUCGUUUGUGUGUUUUUCCUUACAGUGUUUUAAUUACUCUGAGAGCUAAAACCCUGUUGUCAUACUAGUGGUUAAAAUGUUUGGAAUUAAAAUGUUUUAGAUAAUUUUGACAAAGUAUAUCUAAUGUUAAAACUAUCUAAUUUGGAUACAUCUUUAAAAUACAGUCUGAAAUACAGUCUAGACCUCUAUAGUUGACAUUUUUGAAGCAUAGAUUUAACAUUGAUGUCUCAAAAUACUUACUUUUGAAGAUAAAUUUAGUUUAGUUUACUUUUCUCCUUAAUAAAUUUUUUGUUUACAUGUGGAAAGGGCUUGUGGGGGAAAAAAUGUUUGCUAUCACUUUGGCUAGCUGAAUAGUGUGCCUUUGAUCCUUAUACAUUCUAUUUUUGCCAGUGCAGCAGCCAUUCUUUUCUUACUUAGUGAAAUUCUGGGAUGUUGUUGUAUGCUGCUUCAAGUGAACAAGAAAGACAGCAACGUAACAGUGUAAGUAAGCCCCCGAUUCUAUGAAAUUUACCUCUACUUCAACAGUACUGAAUAGUAUUUAGCAUUAGAGUGUUACAUGAUUUGAUUUAACUUUGAUACCCUUUGGAAGGGAGUAAUUUUACAUAGACCCUGGUAUUUUUUGAUUAAUAAAGAUUCUGAAAUAUUUUGCAUGUUUUAUACUAUUAAGUUUUGAUUAUCCAGGGAUAUUCUAUAUAACCAGUAAUCCUUUUUUUAUAUGAUUUAUGCUUAAGAUACAAGUUUCAAGUUUGUAAUUCUUAAUCUUACUAUAUUCAUUUCAUUACUGUGUUUAAUUGCACACUUGCCAAAAUAGCAUAUAAAAAGAAGGUUUUUUAAAAAUAUUUAAUGCCUUCAUAUUGAAGCUGGUUUACUGUAAGCAAGUUGAGUGCCAGACCUCUAGUACGCUGUAUGUCUUGUUACUUAAAACUACUGCCACACUCUUAGUAAAUGUGCUGUGUAAAAGUUUGUUGUCUUAAGCAUUAAUAUUGAAUUAAACUAGGAGUUAAAUUUAGGAUAUAAUGACAUCAUUGGUCUUAUAUUUUACUAAGAUUUGGUGCCUCAUUUCUGUUGCUGAUUCACGUUUACCACUAACGCUGAAAUGAGUUGAAAAUUAUUUUUACUUUACAUUUUUAUAUAUCAGAGUAAUGUGAUUUAUAAAUUGGUGUCUCAAAAAACACCUGUUGCAGAGGUUAUGCUAAUUGUAAUGUCGUAUGUACAAAAUAUUUUGGCAUGAUGAGACAGUCAAUAGCUAUUUUUUUAAAUAGCUGAUUUCAUGUCAGCUCCUUUGAAUCUCAAGCAAAAUUAUUAUAAAUGUAGAAAUCAUCUAAUAGAUAAAUAACAUACUGGCCACCAAAAUUUUGGGAGUGGGAAUACCAAAAUCUCUCAAUAAGGUUCUUGGAAAAUUAUAAAUGUAAUGCCAUGUCAGAUCACCUUAAAGCUUCAUAACAUCUGUUUCCUAAAAAUAUAUAUCUAUAUACUGAUAAAAUUAUUAUAUUUAAGGGGUAUUUUGUAUCCAUAUAGAAUUUUUCAAAAUUGUUGUUCAUUGAAAUUUGGAAAAGCUUAUAUUAUUUGUAGAAUGUGGCAAAGAUAUUAACAGCUUAUGAAAUAUCUAUGUGCUCCCGUCACUUCCCAGCCCCUUGUAGUUAGGCAACGCCAUUUGACUACUUCUAGCAGAGGGAUUGCAGAGAGAUUGUAAACAGAAGUGAUGUGUUGUUUCCAUACUGGAACAAUAAUAAGUCCUGCGUGGAUCCUCCAGCUCUCUCUUUACCUGCCACAGUGACCUGAAAGCACUGUGCUCCAGACGGCAUACCUACAAGAGUGAUGCAACCUGGAUCUCUAAGUCACGGUUUGUAAGGGACCUGCCCUGGAGGGUUGAUGGACUUGCAGUGAACGGUU
Messenger RNA from Rhinolophus ferrumequinum (greater horseshoe bat), 3318 nucleotides. RefSeq names its product family with sequence similarity 133 member A (gene FAM133A). The record is from RefSeq and is a predicted model, not a curated record. Bases 484 to 1209 code for a protein of 241 amino acids. The transcript has 4 exons. Lineage: Eukaryota; Metazoa; Chordata; Mammalia; Chiroptera; Rhinolophidae.